Arctia plantaginis is the source of this 2064-nucleotide messenger RNA. The record is from the annotation of a GenBank genome assembly. NCBI's taxonomy places the organism in Eukaryota, Metazoa, Arthropoda, Insecta, Lepidoptera, Erebidae.
AUGCGCAUGCACAAACGUUCAGUUCGGGGACGUAAGGCUCGAAAGCAAGAAGACACAUACCUCGAACGCCUUUCUAAAAUCCGGAGGAAUAUACUCUUAGUACUGCAUUACGGUAAAGUGGUACCUUUCACGUGGCAUACGAAAGGUUUCAAGUGCUUCUACUGCUUAAAACCUAUGAAGGAUUGCGAGGUGCUCAAGGAACAUACAUUGAAACACUCCAUAGACUUAGAUGCUUUUAUACCAAAAAGAAUAAUUUCUAAAGAUGUUCCCAUUAAAAUAGACAUCUCGGGACUAGGUUGCAAAAUUUGCCCGGACGCUCAACUCAAAGAUUUAGAGGAUCUAAUUUCUCAUAUAAUUUUCACCCAUAAUGAAGAAUAUGAUACAAAUCUUGGUGUAUGCGUGUUCCCUUUUGUUCUGAACAAGGAUUUAAUGCAAUGCGUUUUAUGCCAAAAUCAGUACGACAAUUUCACAUCAAUGAUCUUGCACAUGCACAGAGACCAUGUCAGUCAUUCUUGCGUUUGCCAAAUUUGUGGUUUGAGCUUUAUGAGUCGGAUUCGUCUCAAAAGACAUAUUAGUAACAGUCAUAUCGGCUACAGAUGCUCUGACUGCGGUAAGAUGUUCACCGCUUUUCAUCGCUUAGAGAAACACAAACAACAAAUACAUGGAUACACAAAAUCACAUGAAUGUAACUUAUGCAGUGCCAAGUUUGACAAUUCAUAUCAGGUAAAGGUGCAUUUAGGAAAAAUGCACAAUGUGGAAAAAUACAGGAUUAAGUGUGAUCACUGCACGAAGAUUUGCACGACGAAAGGUGCAAUGUUACUGCAUGUACAAGCGCAGCAUUCUGACUUGAAGUAUGAAUGUGACAUAUGUGAUUACAAAGCUGGAAUUAAAUGGCUCAUUACUUUGCAUAAAAGGAAACACUAUGGAGUUAGGGAUUAUUCAUGCAGCAUAUGAGAACCUAGAGGUGGCCAGAAAACGAAGGAACCCCGAACGAAUUUAUCCACGGAAGAUGAUUUUAUCGAUCGCGUCCAGUCUACUAGCAAAACGGUUUUGACACCAAAAGAAAAACGUGCCAUUAUGAGAAAUAAUGUGGUACAAGUCCUCGUUAAAUCUACUGUGAUGCCCUUUCGGUGGUUGAAAAGUUCUUACAGGUGCUUUUACUGUUACGAUAUCUUCCAAGACGCGUCCGAGCUGAAGAACCAUCAAGCAGCACACAAGGGCGAGCAGAUAAAGAUACAAGCCAUGAGCAACUACUGGGAGCCUGUCGUUUACGUAGAUAUAUCUAAUUUGUCAUGCAAAUUAUGCCCGGAAAAGAUUACGGACCUGUAUGAUCUUAUUGACCACUUGGUCGCAAAACAUGAGGUGGUUUAUAACAAAGAUGUUGGUAUAUGUAUGGUGGCAUUUAAGUUAGAUAAUUUUUCAGUCAGUUGUCUCGCUUGUGGAGCAAGUUUUUACACAUUUGGUCCUUUACUACACCACACUAAUAAAGAUCACAAAGGAACUUCAGCGAUCCUAUGCGAAGUUUGCGGUCAACAUUUCAAAGACGCCACAUUAUUGCGUCUUCAUGUAAAAACUGUCCACGAAAACACUGGUUUGUUAUGUCCUGAGUGUGGAGAAAAGUUUGAAACAAGGUCCAAACUAAAAACGCAUCAGAAGAAUCAGCACGAUUUGGAUAAAAAGUACAAGUGUUUGGUCUGUUCUCAGACCUUUCAGAGCCACUACAAGAGAUCUAGACAUAUGGCAGCUGAACAUAAGAACCGUCAAGAAAUUAAAUGCUUACAUUGUCCGAAGACUUUUGUCUUCCGAAGCAUGAUGAUGACUCAUUUAAGGGAUACUCAUUUAAAAGUUCGAAACCAUAUUUGUGGAGUGUGUGGUUGGAAAGCUUUUAAUAGCAAUAGAUUAAAAAAUCAUAUGUAUAAACACAGCGGGGAGAAGAAUUUUAAGUGUGAGGCUUGUGAUAAGGCGUUUACUACAAAAAAAAUUAUGAGAGCACAUUUUGCCAGGAUGCAUAAGAGUCCUCAACCGCCUGUAAUGCAGUACGAGAAUCCCUACGUGGGACAAUAG